UAAAAUUCUCCACAUCAGGUGACCACGACGUAACGUACUACGGCAAUCAGGAAGGAUUGCACCCAAUACGGACUACCACGCGUAUCUGGCCGGACUACCACGCGUAUCUGGCCGGACUAUCCAAGUGAAGCCCCAUUUACAUCUCGGAGCCGAUCGCAAAAGGCAUAUCAGGAGACGGCAACAAGAGCAAGUCAACGUCUCCUGAUCCCGAGCAAAGAGCGACCUGAGCGCCAUACCGCUUAAUCAGAACCAGCAGAGCAGUAGUCUUGCCGCAGCCCGGCUAGGCUAAUCAGUGAUUGAAGCCAACCAUGACAGGGGAAUCCUACACCGAGAUAGUCAAAGCGGACUUGGGCCGGGCAGCCAAGGACUCCUCGUUCGCCCGCUCCUACAGCAACACGCCCGGCUUCGUCGUCUACCAUGACCGCUUCCAGCAAGACGUCCUCGGCUCCUCCCCCAAACUCACCGUCGUCGAGUCUCGAGACUACCAAUUCGCCCACGAAGCAGGCGUCUACAUCCGCCCAACCAACAGCGUCUACUUCACCGCCAACUUCCAGACCUGCAACCCCGUCCACCUAUACGCCAUCGACUCAUCCUCCCACAAGAUUACCCAGCUCGACUACCCGGAAGUCAUCCAGGCCAACGGCGCCUGCAACUACAAAGAUGGCGUGCUGUACUGCUCGCAAGGCGACCGCACGUCUCCCUCAGGUCUCGUGCACGUCGACCCCGUCACCGGCAAAUCCGAAACCCUCAUUACCAAUUUCUACGGCCGCGACUUCAACAGUGUGAACGACGUCGUCAUACACCACGAGACCGGCGAGAUCUGGUUCACCGACCCCAACUACGGGUACCACCAGGGUUUCCGCCCGGCGUCUAUGCUACCUCCUCAAGUCUACCGCUUUAACCCAGACACGAACGAGUGUUGGAUGGUCGCCGACGGCUUCGUCGAGUGCAACGGCCUUUGUUUCAGUCCGGACUAUAAAAAGAUGUACGUUACUGACACAGGCGCCAUCCAGGCCCAUGCCGGUCCUGGCGACGGUCACCAGUUCUCGAUGAACCCCAAACUCCCCGGCACGAUAUAUGUUUAUGAUGUUGUCAACGGGAAGGAACUGCACAAUAGACGUACAUUUGCCUUCUGUGCAAUUGGUAUUCCUGAUGGUAUCAAGUGUGAUAACCAGGGCUAUGUUUACUCGGGCUGUGGCGACGGCGUGCAUUGUUGGGCGCCAGAUGGUACGCUCGUAGGCAAGAUCGUUACCAAAGGAAUGACCGCGAACUUCUGCUUUGCAAAGGAGGGCAUGUGGUUGUUUGCCGGGAAGGAGCUUUACUUCUGCGAGCUCAAAGCUAAGGGCUGUCUUGUCAAGAUUGAAUGUGAAUGAUUCUGACGGUCGGUGGAUGGAAAAUCAAUCCUUGCCAUGUGUCUGAUGUCGCGGAGUCUGCCAUCGCUGCCGAAUCACACUACAUGGGAAGCAUACGACAUCGAACCUCGUCUCAUGUGGUGAGCUGCCACUGCAGACAACGUCGCUGCCAGCCUGACUGACAGCAUGAACAGGAAGAUCCCUCCGCCUCA
Molecule: messenger RNA, 1564 nt
Organism: Exophiala viscosa
Lineage: Eukaryota; Fungi; Ascomycota; Eurotiomycetes; Chaetothyriales; Herpotrichiellaceae
Exons: 3
Coding region: 309-1373 (354 amino acids)
Source: RefSeq, a predicted model, not a curated record